Messenger RNA from Charadrius vociferus (killdeer), 3218 nucleotides. It is a transcript of the gene TMEM132D, whose product is annotated as transmembrane protein 132D. Lineage: Eukaryota; Metazoa; Chordata; Aves; Charadriiformes; Charadriidae. The record is from RefSeq and is a predicted model, not a curated record. The annotation marks the transcript as partial. The transcript has 8 exons.
UGACUGAGAGUCGAGGGAUCCUGGAGAGUAUACAGAGAUUUUCUUUACUGCCAACUUACUUACCCGUGACCUAUCGUAUCCACAAUGCGGAUGUUUCCUUCUUUCUUAAGGAAGCCAACCAGGAUAUUAUGAGGAAUUCUAGCUUGCAGUCCCGAGUGGAAUCCUUUCUGAUCUACAAAUCCAAGAGGCCACCUGUGUUAAAUGCCAGCUAUGGACCUUUUUCCAUUGAACAAGUAGUGCCCCAGGACUUAAUGUUGUCUUCAAAUCCAUUUGGAUCUACUGACAAGUUCUCUUUUAAUUGGAAACUUAAGGCCUUCAUAAUGAGCGACAAAAUUUACCCAAGCAAGCCCAAAGUCCAGGUCCUGUUCUACAUCGUGGGCAGGCACUGGGAUGACUAUAGCACCACGGAACGGCUGCCCUGUCUGCGGGUGUUUGCCUUCCGAGAGACGCGGGAGGUCAGAGGCAGCUGCAGAUUGCAAGGCGACCUGGGGUUGUGUGUGGCAGAGCUGGAGCUCCUGCCAAGCUGGUUUAACCCCCCUACAGUUGUUGCUGGCCGUAAGAAACCAAUGGAUCAGUCUGAAGGGAGCCCUGUGGAGCUUUACUAUGCCAUACAACCAGGAGAUGAGAAAGGGGAAUGCACCAAGGAGGAUGUAAGGAAAAGCAAUGGGAUCCGAGCAGGGCGCAAUGACAUUGAUGAGUCGGGACCUCCCUUGCAGAGGAUUGGAAGUGUCUUCCUUUACCAGACACGUGCUGGCCCUUCUUUAAGCGAAAUGAGAUUGGAUAAUAAUAUUGCCAUCCAGUACGCACCAAAGACUGUCAAGCAAGGUGACAUUUUGACUUUCCUUGUAUCUGUUGCUAAAAAUUCAACAGAAGAUCAGUUCACGCUGAGGGCAAAGGUGAAGAAAGGUGUGAACAUUUUCAGUGUAAGAGCCAGCAGCCCGUACUUAUGGGACAUCAGAGAAAGCAUGGAUUAUACUGGGAAAUAUGCACCAGCUGUUAUUGUUUGCCAGAGGAAAUCUGCUGCCUCUGAAAACAGUGCGGAUGGUCCUUCCUCUGAAAUCAUGCAGAUUGAUUUCGAAAUUGAAGACCUAACUGACCUACCUGGGACCCAGCUCAUCACGUGGCAGGUAGAAUAUCCUGGAGAUACAACGUCUGAUCUAGGAAUCUCCAAGAUCUACGUAAGCCAGAAGGACCUGGUAGGAGUUCUCCCUUUGGCUAUGGAAGCAGAGAUCCUGAAUACAGCUAUUCUUACUGGGAAAACAGUGGCUGUCCCUGUCAAAGUGAUCUCUGUGGAAGACGAUGGGACUGUGACUGAUCUUCUGGAAUCUGUGGAGUGCAGAUCUUCAGAUGAAGAUGUCAUUAAGGUUUCUGACAGAUGUGACUAUGUCUUUGUCAAUGGGAAGGAAAUGAAAGGCAAAGUGAAUGUCAUAGUUAAUUUUACUUACCAGCAUCUGAGUGCCCCUUUAGAAAUGACAGUCUGGGUUCCUCGUCUCCCACUGCAGAUAGAGGUCUCUGACACAGAACUAAAUCAGAUCAAGGGGUGGAGAGUCCCCAUCAUCUCUAAUAAGAGACCAGCCAGGGACAGUGAUGACGAAGAAGAGGAUGAACGUAAGGGAAGAGGCUGUGCACUUCAGUACCAACAUGCGAUGGUGCGAGUCCUCACACAGUUUGUAGCUGAAGCCUCAGACCCCAGUGGCCAGCUAAGCUAUUUACUGGGUUCUGACUGGCAGAUUGACAUUACCGACCUGGUGAGUGACUUCAUGCAGGUGGAGGAGCCAAGGAUCGCUAAGCUGCAGGAUGGACAGGUUUUGAUCGGGCAGGAGCUUGGAAUGACAACGAUUCAGAUAUUGUCCCCCCUUUCGGAUGCUAUUCUGGCUGAGAAGACAGUGACAGUUCUGGAUGAGAAAGUGACAAUAACUGACCUGGGAGUGCAGCUGGUGACUGGAUUGUCGCUUUCUCUGCAGCUCAGUCCAGGAAGCAAUAAGGCCAUCUUUGCUACAGCAGUAGCCCAAGAGCUGCUCCAAUCUCCAAAGCAGGAAGCAGCCAUCAGCUGCUGGAUCCAGUUCAGUGAUGGAUCUGUCAUGCCCCUGGAUAUUUAUGACUCCAAAGACUUCUCCUUGUCAGCUACAUCUUUGGAUGAGAAGGUCGUCUCCAUUCACCAUGACCCCAAAUUCAAGUGGCCUGUGAUUGCUGCUGAGACAGAAGGCCAGGGGACACUGGUGAAGGUGGAGAUGGUGAUCAGUGAAUCAUGCCAGAAAUCCAAGAGGAAGAGCAUCCUAGCUGUUGGAAGUGGUAGCAUUAAAGUCAAGUUUGGGCAGAGUGAUGCCAACCCUAACGUCAGUGACAGUAAACACAGGGGUGCUGGUGUCCACCUAGAAAAUCAUGCCAGUGACCGGCGUCAGAAAACCACUUUGCAGGAAAGAGCUGGCCUAGAUGGCCGGUACUACAGCUCCUCAAUGGGCCAAGAGCAAGGCAGAGGGACCACCACCCAAAGGUCUAUUUUAAGUAAAAAAGAAGACAGAGAAAGCCUCCUGGAUGACGACAGUCAUCUGCAGAACAUCCCAAUAGACUUCACAAGCUUCCCUGCACAGGUGGAUCUGCCAAGAAGCAAUGGAGACUUGGAAGAGAAUGACCUAGUCCAGACCCCUAGGGGACUUAGUGAUCUGGAGAUAGGAAUGUAUGCUCUUCUGGGAGUCUUUUGCCUGGCAAUUCUGGUCUUCCUUAUCAAUUGUGUCACUUUUGCUUUGAAGUACAGAAACAAACAAGUUCCCUUUGAAGAGCAAGAAGGCAUGAGCCACUCUCAUGACUGGGUUGGGCUAAGCAACAGGACAGAACUUCUGGAGAAUCACAUAAAUUUCUCAUCCCAACAAGAUGAACAUAUCACAGCCAUUGACAGAGGAGUGGACUAUGAAGAGAGCAAAUAUCUCCUCAACACAAAUGCCGCCAAAAAUAUUAAUGGACAAUCUUUCAGGUCUACUGAGUCCACAUUCACUGAAGGGAAAGAACAGAAAAGUGAACCAACUACUUCUCCUACCUCUAAGAGGAAACGGGUUAAAUUCACCACCUUUACCACCAUCUCCUCUGAUGAUGGGUGUCCAACUGUCAACUCAAUCUUGAUGAGUAGUGAGGAUGACAUUAAAUGGGUCUGCCAGGAUAUGGACCUGGGGGAGUGCAAAGAACUUAAAAACUAUAUGGAGAGAUUACAUGAAAAUGUGUAA